CUCCCCUCCUCCAACUGCUGCCCGCUAACAAACUGGCAGUGAUCCUUUCAAUCUAACAUCGGACGACACAGGCAUACCAGAAUUUACUCCUCUGUGAAGGAGGAUCACGUUCCUUCAAUAUGGCUGCAGAGGUCACAUCUACAAAACUGAACGCAGAGAGCCAUCUCCUUCUGGACCAACCCCUACUUCGCCUUCCCCAUGAGUUGGCACGCCGAAAUUUCAAGUCUGCUCAGCGAGUAAUCGAACGUGAGAAGGAAUAUGUACUCCCAGCGCUCAAAGAGGCAGCAAAUGCUUCUCUAUCCGGAAGCCAUGGCCCAGACCAGACCCUCGCCUCCCUCGACGCUAUGAUAUCCCGCAUGCAAGGUCUGAAACGGAAGAUGGAGUCCCUACAGGAGGAUGAGAAGAAGAUCCAUAUGCAGUCGCGGAAGCGGAUACAGCACCUGGAAGAUCUUUACAAGAUCCCCAGUCUCGCUGACGUGAAAUAUGACGAGUGGUCGCGGGUGCGGCUGGACAGGCUGUUGGUGGAUCAUAUGCUACGUUCGGGGUACACGGAGAGUGCGAAACAGUUAGCAAAGGAGAAGGGUAUCGAAGAACUGGUCGAUCUGGGCGUCUUCGUCCAAUGUCAGCGCAUUGCGGAGAGCUUGCGGAAGGGAGAGGUUAAGGAAGCGCUCCAGUGGUGUGCGGAGAACAAGGCAGCUUUGAAGAAGAAUCAGCAUAAUCUAGAGUUCGAGCUGAGACUGCAGCAAUACAUCGAGAUCGUGAGGACAGGCCGAAAGGAGAGGUUCCUCGAAGCCAUGCAGCAUGCACGAAAGUAUCUCGCCCCUCAUAUCGAUACCCAAUCCAAACAGAUACAUCAAGCAGCCGGUCUUCUCGCAUUUUCUUCGGGUACCAAUGCAGAACCCUACAAGUCGAUGUACUCGCCAAAUAGAUGGACAUAUCUCUCAGAUCUGUUUAUUCGCACCCACCAUGAGCUGCUAUCGCUACCAUCCCGGCCACUUCUCCAUAUUGCCCUGUCGGCCGGUCUGUCAGCCCUGAAAACGCCUUCGUGUCACUCUGCAUACACCUCUUCGAGUUCCAACGCCCGCUCUACCUCCACUUGUGUAUGUCCGAUCUGUUCGACAGAGCUCAACGAGCUUGCACGUAACAUGCCAUAUGCCCAUCAUACAAAGAGCUACGUCGAGAAUGACCCCGUCGUCUUGCCUAACGGCCGGAUCUACGGACGGGAUCGGUUGAUGGAGAUGAGUCGAAAAGUUAGCUCCGUUGAGGAAGGAAAGGUCAAAGAUCCGGUAACUGGGGAAGUAUUCGACGAGACAGAUCUGAAGAAGGUGUACAUCACUUGAUGAAAUAACGGUAUCCAAAGGACAUGGAUAGGAAAUAGUAAUUAAAUCAUUUGAAGAUUAG
Messenger RNA from Paecilomyces variotii, 1401 nucleotides. RefSeq names its product putative negative regulation of gluconeogenesis. The transcript is spliced from 4 exons. Gene Ontology annotation, biological process: proteasome-mediated ubiquitin-dependent protein catabolic process. Bases 120 to 1340 code for a protein of 406 amino acids. Gene Ontology annotation, cellular component: nucleus; cytoplasm; GID complex. Lineage: Eukaryota; Fungi; Ascomycota; Eurotiomycetes; Eurotiales; Thermoascaceae. Gene Ontology annotation, molecular function: ubiquitin protein ligase activity; protein binding. The record is from RefSeq and is a predicted model, not a curated record.